CGGUGCCCGCACAGCCGCAGCCAGUCACGCGCCCGACUUCACGCGCACGCACGCACGCACGGAACACACUCGCGCACUCCCACUCCCACUCCACCGCUCCGCUCUCUCCCUGCCUGGCCCACGGCCGCCGCGCCGCCUGCCUGCAUGGGCGACCACCACCCCCACCCCCACCACCCGCGGGCCCGCCUCGCCGCCGGCGACCUCCGCCCGCCGGAGCCGCCGCUGGACCCGCUGGAGUUCCUCUCCCGCUCCUGGAGCGCCUCCGCCGUCGACGUGCCCCGCCCGCGGCCGCCGUCGCCGGCGCCGCUGCUCGCCGCGCCCAUCGCCGAGGACCCCGCCUGCUGCGAGCUCGACGACGGCGCCGCCACGGCCGGCAGCUCCUUCUCCUUCGCCUCCGCGGCCACCUCGCAGUUCAUCAUGGAGCGGAUCCUGGCGCAGUCGGAGGUGGCGCCCCUCACGUCCGGACGGCUCUCCCACAGCAGCGGCCCGCUCAACGGCGGCGGCUCCCUCACCGACAGCCCGCCGGUCUCGCCGGAGAUUGAUGACUCGCAGUACUGCAGGGCGGGCACGCCGAAGCCACAGGCGUACCGAGGAGGCAGCAAGACGGUCGGCCGGUGGCUCAAGGACAGGAAGGAGAAGAAGAAAGAGGAGACACGAGCGCACAACGCGCAGGUCCAUGCCGCUGUUUCGGUCGCGGCGGUGGCCGCUGCGGUUGCGGCCGUUGCUGCUGCCACCGCUGCGGCCUCCAGUUCCGGCAAGGACGAUCGCGCGGCCCGCACCGACAUGGCCAUGGCCUCCGCGGCGACGCUCGUGGCCGCGCAAUGCGUCGAGGCCGCGGAGUCAUUGGGGGCUGAGCGCGAGCAUUUGGAGGCGGUUGUUAGCUCGGCGGUGAACGUCAGGACGCCUGGCGAUAUCGUCACGGUCACGGCUGCUGCUGCUACUGCAUUGAGAGGUGCAGCCACAUUGAGGGCGAGGGCUUUGAAGGAGGUGUGGAACAUAGCGGCGGUGAUCCCGGUCGAGAAGGGGACGAUGGGAGGAGGAGGUGCAGGAGGAGGGCACCAUCACAAGCAGAUUGUGCAAAAGCAGCAGCAUCGCAAGCUGGAGAGCAACGGCAGCAGCAUCAGCGAUCUUUCGCUUGAGGAGGAGAACAACUUCCUGGGCGUGUGCAGCCAAGAACUUCUUGUUCGCGGCACCGAGCUCCUUAAACGCACACGGAAAGGCGCGCUGCACUGGAAGGUCGUAUCAGUGUACAUCAACCGAAUGGGCCUGGUCUCUCUGAAAAUGAAGAGCCGGCAUGUUGCAGGGACAAUCACCAAGAAGAAGAAAGGUGUGGUGAUCGACGUGUGCAAGGACGUGGCGGCGUGGCCCGGGCGGCACCUGCUGGAGGACGGCGAGCACCGGCGCUACUUCGGGCUGAGGACGGCGGACCACCGGGUGAUCGAGUUCGAGUGCACCAGCCAGAGGGAGUACGAGCUGUGGACCAAGGGCGUGGCGCGCCUCCUCAGCAUCGCCGGCGAGCGGAAGCGUCCCCUGUGAGCGUGAGCGAACUGCCGACGCCGGGCUUUUGGGUGUCCGAACUCCGGAGCCGUCCCAUGCGUUUGUUUGCUAGGCUGUACGUAGAUGUGAGGCGAGUGCAACAGAACAGCAUGGGCUGUGGGGUGUAGGUGUACCUCUUGUCCUACAAGAGAAAUGAAGAAUUAUUAUGCAGCUAGGGUAGGGCUCCUGCUGUUACUUGUUAGGGCUGGAAGUGAACUGAAGGCUGUGUGUUUAUGUGCAUGUGGUUGAUCAGCUCAUGUGUGAAGAAGAGUGGCUAGAGUGAAGUUCUCCCUUUGCUCUGUUUCCUUGUGUAAGUUUUGUUUCUCACCUGUGGUGUGUCGAUGGCCUAUUAUACAGAGAGGCAUCUAGUGGCAGGAGAAGAUCAUUGCUUUGUUCCA
Molecule: messenger RNA, 1934 nt
Organism: Aegilops tauschii subsp. strangulata
Lineage: Eukaryota; Viridiplantae; Streptophyta; Magnoliopsida; Poales; Poaceae
Product: VAN3-binding protein
Biological process (GO): auxin-activated signaling pathway; phloem or xylem histogenesis; leaf vascular tissue pattern formation
Source: RefSeq, a predicted model, not a curated record